Messenger RNA from Chrysochloris asiatica (Cape golden mole), 1110 nucleotides. RefSeq names its product ADP-ribosylarginine hydrolase (gene ADPRH). Gene Ontology annotation, molecular function: magnesium ion binding; ADP-ribosylarginine-[protein] hydrolase activity. Gene Ontology annotation, biological process: protein de-ADP-ribosylation. The transcript is spliced from 3 exons. Lineage: Eukaryota; Metazoa; Chordata; Mammalia; Afrosoricida; Chrysochloridae. The record is from RefSeq and is a predicted model, not a curated record. The coding region runs from base 8 to 1084 and encodes 358 amino acids.
GCCCACCAUGUGUGGGGGACUAAUAGAGAAGUAUGUGGCUGCCAUGGUGCUCAGUGCAGCUGGAGAUGCCCUGGGGUACUGCAAAGGAAACUGGGAGUUCCUCCGGGAUGGGGAGAAGAUUCACCAGCAGUUGGCCCAGCUUGGUGGCUUGGACGCCAUAGACGUGGAGACAUGGAGGGUCAGUGAUGACACAGUGAUGCACCUGGCCACAGCAGAAGCCCUCAUAGAAGCUGAGAAAGUUGAGGACUUGGCCCAACUGUAUUCCUUCCUUGCUAAGCAUUACCAAGACUGCGUGGAAGACAUGGACGGCCGAGCACCAGGUAAUGCCUCAAUGAGGAAUGCCAUGCAGCUGGAGCCACAGAAAGCCAAUGGCUGGAGGAUUCCCUUCAACAACCACGAGGGUGGCUGUGGGGCUGCCAUGCGGGCCAUGUGUAUCGGUCUCAGGUUCCCUCACCACAGCCAGAAGAAUAUGCUGAUCCAAGUGAGCAUCGAGAGUGGCCGAAUGACCCACCACCACCCGACAGGCUACCUGGGUGCUCUGGUGUCUGCUCUUUUUACAGCGUAUGCCGUGAAUGGCAAACCACCCCAACAGUGGGGAAAAGGUCUGAUGGAGGUGUUGCCAGAAGCUAAAAAGUACAUUGUCCAAUCAGGCUACUUUGUGGAGGAGAAUCUUCAAAACUGGUCCUACUUCCAAGACCAAUGGGAAAAGUAUCUAAAACUUAGAGGGAUUUGGGAUGGCAAAUCAGCUCCUACCUUCCCAAAGCCUUUCAGUGUGAAAGAGAGAGAUCAGUUCUACACCUCCGUGAGCUACUCUGGCUGGGGUGGCAGCAGUGGGCACGAUGCCCCCAUGAUUGCCUAUGAUGCCAUCCUUGCUGCAGGAGACUCCUGGAAGGAGCUGGCCCACAGAGCCUUUUUCCAUGGUGGAGACAGCGAUUCCACGGCUGCCAUUGCUGGUUGCUGGUGGGGAGUUAUGUAUGGUUUUAAAGGAGUGAGUCCUUCCAACUAUGAGAAACUAGAAUACCGAAAGCGUCUGGAAAAGACAGGAAAGGCUUUAUAUUCUCUUGGUUCAAAGGAAAUACUGUAAUUGCUCUCUAGGGACAUGUGAUGUUC